AUGAUUCUUUCAGUUCUUAAUUCAGCAGAUGUCACUCUGUUGACAUCAACAUUUGUGUUGGUGAAGUCUUUACUCUUCAUCAUCCCUCAAUUGGUCACACAGCAGUACGACACUUCCUCGCAGCUUUUGUUCACAUCGACACAGGUGCCCUGGAUAGCAAACUACGUUCUUCCGCGAUUUCUAGUCUGGGAUACCGUCUUCUUCAUCAAAAUUGCGCAGCGCGGAUAUAUAUACGAGCAGGAAUGGGCGUUUAAUGGUUGGCUCUGGACGGGCACUAUAAGGGUGGUUGGAGACAUUUAUAUUUACGCAAUUGCAGUGAUUAUAAUAGCUCAUGCGUUUCACUACCUGGCAGUUGUUACCCUUUAUAUCGCGUCCACUUACGUCGAGAAAUUCAUUCGCCCGGCUAAAUCGAACACAGUCAAAAAGGGUCGUCGAUCAAUGUUUCCACUGCUUUCAGCGUUACUAUUUAUCAUCUCUCCCGGCGGAAUUUUUAUGUCGGCCGGUUAUUCCGAGACGCUGUUUGCAUAUUUCUCUUUCUUGGGAAUUGUGUUUCGGGAGGCCAAUUUCCACGUCCUGGCGGGUGUAUCAUUUGCGAUUACCGCAUGUAUUCGCGGAAAUGGAAUUCUUUGGGGAAUCGUUUUCCUGAACGAUCUGUACGAGUCAUUUAUCGUUCGCAGGAAAUACGGUAAAUCAAUUGGCAUCAUCGUCGGUGGAAGUUUGGUGGGAGCUGGAUUCUUGAGUGGUCAAGUGUUUGCGUACUGCAGGUACUGUCCUGGCCGGGAGUGGUGCGAAGCCAUGCCGCCAUUGAUCUACAAGUUCGUGCAGAGCUAUUACUGGGACAACGGUCUUUUCAAAUACUGGAGAACUUGGCAGAUUCCCAACUUCUUCUUCGCAUUUCCGACUUGGUUCUUAUUUUAUCGAUCAUUCCAGCGCUAUGCCGGAGUCUCGCAUUUGCGACCGUAUGUUAUAAUACAGGCACUGAUGGGCAUAAUGAGUCUGCUGCUAUGGCACGUACAGAUCAUCACCAGAGUCGGUACCUGUAUGCCGCUUGUGUACUGGUAUGUCGCAGAACGGAGACACGAGGGAUUAUGGGAGGUUCGUUAUAUGAUAACUUGGAUUGGGGUGCAAGCAGUCUUAUUUGCUUCAUUUAUUCCGCCAGCAUAG
Molecule: messenger RNA, 1164 nt
Organism: Myxozyma melibiosi
Lineage: Eukaryota; Fungi; Ascomycota; Lipomycetes; Lipomycetales; Lipomycetaceae
Product: GPI mannosyltransferase 2
Exons: 3
Coding region: 1-1164 (387 amino acids)
Biological process (GO): GPI anchor biosynthetic process
Cellular component (GO): mannosyltransferase complex; endoplasmic reticulum membrane
Molecular function (GO): alpha-1,6-mannosyltransferase activity; GPI mannosyltransferase activity
Source: RefSeq, a predicted model, not a curated record